This is a messenger RNA of Megalops cyprinoides (Indo-Pacific tarpon), 3175 nucleotides long. RefSeq names its product membrane-associated ring finger (C3HC4) 7 (gene marchf7). The record is from RefSeq and is a predicted model, not a curated record. The transcript is spliced from 11 exons. Gene Ontology annotation, molecular function: zinc ion binding. NCBI's taxonomy places the organism in Eukaryota, Metazoa, Chordata, Actinopteri, Elopiformes, Megalopidae. Bases 39 to 2375 code for a protein of 778 amino acids.
GAGAGAAGUGAAAGAGCAAAGCAAAGAGAAGAGCAGAGAUGGAGUCCAAGUCCCGUAGGCUGCCGUUCAUGGGCUCGAGCUCUGCGUCGUCGUUGUCCUCCUCUUCGUCGUUCUCCUCUUCCUCACCCUUGGGCACAAGUCGGCUCUAUGGCCGAGGGACGGUGCUGAGCAGUGACCGAUACACCAGAGGGACCUCCGUCAAACUGGACUCGGAGCACCAGGGCCCCAGGUUCCAAAGCUCGCCAAGAGACUACUGCAUCCCCGAGAGCCGUCACUCAAGCUGGAAACUGCCCUCCCCUGUGACCCCAGCCCCCGUGUCGCGUGACCGCUCCUGGACCGACACUGUGGGAAGCAGCAGUAAAAUGUUUAAUUAUCAGGGGGAUUCUGAGAGGCGGCUGGGGACAUAUUCAGGACUUCUCAGCGCAACACAAGACGGCGAUUCCAAAAGGCCCAAGCUGUCCUAUGCCAACAGAGCCUCGUAUUCCAGAAGUCCCUCUUCCUCUGUGCUGGGCAGCACCAGCUCCAGCAUUGGCAGUGUUUCAGAUUCCUCGUGGAAGACCUACAGUCCCCUGUCCAGAUCGUCGUCCUCAGUCUCCUCGGAAGGCCUGCGGUCUCGCAGGGAGGCAGAGAACAGAAGCGAGUCCACCCUCUCAGGCCACAGAAGUGCUGGGCUGUCCUCUCUCUAUUGUGCAGACCGUGUCACUUCCUCUUACGCGCAAGGUGCAAGGCCGAAGGAGAGCCUCUACUCCUCCUCCUCCUCCAGCCGGGGGACCAGCUCCGCUGGGCACCACCCCUCCUCAGAUUACCAGCCCCUGUCCUCCCGAGACUCCUGCAGAAGCACCUCCAGGAUCUCCUCCUCCACCUCUGCCUCCCUCAGGGCUGCGGAGUCGUCCCUGGACCCGGAGCCCCGCGGCAGGCCGUCCCGCGACUGCUCCUGGUAUGUGCCCCUGUCGGAGAGGAGCAGCAGCACCGCGUCCACCCCCCCGACCCGGCAGGCGGGGGAGAGCGGGGAGCCCGACGGCCGACGCAGCACCCGGCAGCUGCUCUCCCGGCUGGCCAGCAGCAUGUCCUCCUCCCUCUUCUCCCGGAGGUCCAGCCAGGACUCCAGCACCGGCUCCAGCUCCGCCUCCCGGUCCUUCGAGUCCUCCGACGACUCCUCCGAGCUCCGGCGGGAGGAGGGCUCCUCGGCGAGCGCCGGCAGCAGCCGCAACAGCAGCCCGGACGCGUCAGAGAGGCGGGGCGGCGCCGAACCGGCCCAGGGCUUCGCCUUCCUGCGGCGCCGGCGGCAGGGCCUGGCGCCCGUGCUGGAGACGGGCGGCGCCGAGCCCGACCCGGACGCCGACCCGGGCAGACCCGGCGGCGCCUGGCUGUCCUCCUCCCUCCGCAGGCGCUGCCCGCCCCUGUUCUCCCGGCGCAGGAGGGAGGGCCGCGACGAGACGGCGCGCCGCGACGAGACGGCACACCUGGCCGACGCCCGCCACGGCGGCCAGCUCCCGCUCGCGAGGAGGGGCUCCCUGGAAGUCAGAGCCGCCGACGGCGACCGGGAGGACGAGGAAGAGGAGGACGAAGAGGAGGAGUCCGAGGGCGCCAGGGCAGCGGGUCCCGCCGGAGCCACGGCGUCCGGCGCCUCCGUCCAGGACGCCCCCCAGGCGGGGAGGGGGCGCAGGCUGUCCGGGGUAACCUCCAACUCUCUGUUCCGGAUCUCCGUGCCCCCCACCCUGGACAACUCCCUGCCGGAGAAUGUCAUGAUCACCGUGGACAUCAUGGCCGCCGGGAGAGCACCCGAACGACAGGAGGAGAAGAAACAAGCCUCAUCCAGGGACCCAGAGAAACUCAGGAAAAUCCAGGAGAGCCUGCUGCUGGAGGAGUCCGAUGAGGAGGAGGGGGACCUGUGCCGAAUUUGCCAGAUGAAGGAGGAGUCCCCCUCCAACCCUCUGGUGGAGCCCUGCAGGUGUACCGGCAGCCUGCGCUACGUCCACCAGGACUGCAUGAAGAAGUGGCUGCGCUCCAAAAUCAGCUCAGGUUCUAACCUGGAAGCUGUCACCACCUGCGAGAUGUGCAAGGAGAAGCUGCAUCUCAACAUUGAAAACUUUGAUAUCAAUGAGCUCUACAGGACGCAUGAAAGGUCGGAGUAUGAAUUCAUCAGCUGCGGCCUGUACCUGGUGGUGCUCCUCCACCUGUGUGAGCAGAGGUUCUCUGACGUGCUGGGAGCAGCCACGGACGCUGGGUUUCUCAGCCUGGCGAGAACCCUUCACGAGCACAUGGACGAUCUUGAAAGCUCCUACGGGGAGUCCGAGGAGGAGGGUCAGGUGCGGGACAGCCGGCCGUCCAUCGAUUUCUGUGACCUGGACGAUGACGAAGAGGAGGAGGAUUGAGCGACCCUGGGAAUGCCACCGUUUCCCGUUAUCGAGACGUUUUCGGAGGCAGUGCCUUUACUGUACGCCAAGUACAGCGGCUGCGAAGCAAGUGGAAAACAGCGGCAAACAUGUAUUUAACAAAACACUUUCGCCUUAAGGGAUGUUUUAUGGAUAUACACUUCUCGUGGGGAAUGCUUUUUCUCUCCUACGUACUGUGUCAAAUCGUUUUAUUUGAAUGCUCUUGCUUAUUCGGUCAAUUAAUAAUGAAUUCUGUCGAACUUUUAUACCACAAGUGCUUUAAAUACCAGAUCGAGCAGAAUUCGCUGGAGUAACUCAGUGUGGUAGAGUUGUGGCGACAGAAACAGACUUUGACACACUGGCUUAUUCUCACGUCCUGCUGGAAUCACGCAAGGCACUCCGUUUGUUUGUUUCUGCCUGUAUAGGAGAGGGACGAAGCUCCUUUCUAGGGUGGCACUGCAGAAGCUACUAAUCGUUCCCUUUACCAUUUUUUUAAAAAGAAAAAGGUGCAAUGUAUUGGCUUUGAGGUGUGUUUUGAAAGUAUGAUGUUCUGUGAUGGGUUUAAAAAAAAAAAUGAUGUGGAAGAGAAUGAGUUUAGAGCAAUGAACUGAUCAUUUCAUCUGCAUUUAUGUUGCAUUACAAAAAAAAAUAUUGUUUGGCCUAUCAAGUUGUUUUCAUUGUUUAAUAAUUAUAAUAAAGAUUUUGAUGUACAGUCUGUUAAUGAACUCUGAUUGCAGUAAUGGACCAAGGUGGUUCACACUCUGUUUCUUGUAUUUUAGGUGGAGAAAUUCUGCUCUAUA